Molecule: messenger RNA, 1637 nt
Organism: Nematostella vectensis (starlet sea anemone)
Lineage: Eukaryota; Metazoa; Cnidaria; Anthozoa; Actiniaria; Edwardsiidae
Product: ubiquitin-conjugating enzyme E2 S
Exons: 5
Coding region: 151-765 (204 amino acids)
Source: RefSeq, a predicted model, not a curated record
CUCUGAUUGGCCGCUUCCUUCAUCUUCCAUUACAAACGUAAAUCGUUGGAGAGCUUUUGGAGUCUUGCUUGAACCAAAGCGAAAGUUACCCCUAAAAUCGCGCCUUUUUAUCGUCCGAUCUCCAUUUAAACCAUACAGCAAGCUUCAAGAAUGGCUACAACAAGUUCGAAUGUCGAGAAUUUCUCUCCUCAAAUAAUCAAGCAAGUUGCAAGAGAAAUACACGGACUGACGAACGAUCCACCCGAAGGAAUAAAAGUAUUUUCUAAUGAUGAAGACAUUACAGACAUCCAAGCAUCAAUCGAGGGACCUACUGGCACACCAUAUGAAGGAGGAAUAUUUAAAAUCAAACUAGUUUUAGGAAAAGAUUUCCCUGCUGCACCGCCAAAAGGGUUUUUUCUUACCAAGAUCUUCCAUCCAAAUGUUGCAAAGAAUGGUGAGAUCUGUGUCAACACAUUAAAGAAAGACUGGAAGCCAGACUUAGGAAUUAAGCAGGUCUUACUGACUGUCAAGUGUCUGCUCAUCGUCCCAAACCCCGAGUCAGCACUAAACGAAGAAGCCGGCAAACUUCUACUAGAAAGAUAUGACGACUACUCCAAACGCGCGAAGAUGUUCACCGAAAUCCAUGCAAAGUUGUCAGCAUCGAGCUCCAAUAACAUUUCUGAAGGGCAACAGGAGAGCUUGCCAGGAAAGAAAAGAGUUGCAGUCAAUGAGAAAAUGUGUGAUAAGAAAAAGAAAGACAAGAAAAGAGCAUUGAAGAGAUUAUGACAGGGAAAACUAGUGUCUCCGUUAUAUAUAAAGCGAUGGAUUGCCAUGAAUUAGGAGUUUGCCUUCAGUCACUAAAAAAGACCCCAUCUGUCACGCCUUUGUUAUUGUUUGCAUUCAAAAUUGGAAGAUAUAUUAUUUCGAAAGAACCAUCUUAAAAACAUUUAAUAAUCAGCCGUUGGCAAUGGAUGCUUUCUCGCACUUGCUUUUUUGCUGGGACAUUUAUUGGUAUGAUCUUUGAAAUUUUUAACAUGUCGCUUUAAAAAGGCGAUAAAACAUGAAAUUCGAAGUUAAUGUAAUAUAAUAGCAGAGUGUAUAUAUUACCCAACGUAAGCGAUAGUGGAUAUCCAAGAUAAGGAGAGAAAAUGAUGGCAAAAGAGUAUACAUCGAAGAGUUUGUAUGUCAUAGUAAUGCACAUCAAAAGUAAAGAAAGAUCUCUGUUCUUAAACUAGAAAAAAAAAUUGAAUUCUGGGCGCGCUUGAAGGGAAACUUGAACAUGAGCCUCGUCUGAAUUAUAUGGCAUCAAUGUAUCCUCUCCUGCUUUGGAGGUCAGGUAAUUAUUAUUGGUAUACAGAGUGACUAAGGUCCUUACUGUGACUAAGGGCAAACUCCUGUAACACUAUAGAAUUCACACAAAGUAACAUGUACAGUGACACAACAUUCUUAGAAUUAUAUUUUUGACAACUCGCCUGUAGUUGGCAGUCAGCAUUUACAAUUGUGUCGCAUUUUUGUGAUAACUCUGCAGUAGAAGAACUGUACUUUAUGAAAUGUUUACCUCAAUGACCACAUACACCAUAUAAUACGUGGUGCAAGAGGUUUUUGCUAUUCUGUGGGAAAGUUUUUUUCUCGCAGCUAUAAUAAAAAUGAAGACUGGA